UUGAGUUUGAAUCAAAUACUGGUGGUUAAAGCUGAGUGAAAGAAAUCGACUCAGGCUCUUAUCGCGUAAAGCAUGUAAAACUAAGGAAAGCCGCACUAUUGAAACUGCCAUAAAUCUUUAAACGAAUCAAAGGGUUUUCAACAGUGAGGAACCUUCAUUCAAUCUUUUUCUCGUUUCUUUUCUUUUCUUUUCUUUUCUUUUCUUUUUUUUUUUUUUUAUUUCGCUUUCUAAUCUGAACAGCUUGCUUCCACCAUUCUCCUCAGUGGAAAGGAUGGUCCAGCCAGCAUCCUUCGCGCAUGCGUGAAACGGCCGCGCACCCUAUUCCUAGUGUCGAGCACCACGAUCGCUGCUGAGCAAUCCGGCUAUGUGUCUUCGACUGUCAGUGUCUCCGCGGUUUCUAUGAACUUAAGUUUGGGACCAGAGCACAGAUACCGGCGCCAUAGCACAACCUGGAGUGAUGUGAUCAUUGCAAGACUCACGUUACGUGUGUGCUUAGGAGGGAAGAUCAUGAAAGGGACAGUUCUCAUAUGGAAGCUACUUUGUUUCACCUAUAUCCUAGCCUUAGUUAGACCCGUGCCGGAGAAGAUACCAAUCGGUGCUAUAUUUACUCCAGGCUCAGAAGAAAUGCAAACUGCCUUCAAUUACGCAAUAUCCUUUCAUAAUAAUAAUGAUUCUCAAGCUAGAUUUAAGGUGGAACCAGUUGUUGAAGUUUUAGAAAGCGAUGAUUCCUACAAGAUCGGUCAAACAUUGUGCUCACAAAUGGAGAGGGGUAUAUUUACAUUAAUAGCUCCAACAAGUGACCCCUCUUAUGACACAUUUGCGGCCUACUCAAAUAUGUUCCAGAUGCCGCUGGUCAGCCCUGCCUUUCCUCAACAAACAAGUUCCGAUAGGCCUUCUCAUCUAGGAGUAAAUCUCAGACCACGUUACCUACGAGCUAUUGUCGAUGUCAUCAAUUAUUAUAAAUGGAAAACGAUAAUUUAUCUCUAUGACUCCGAUAAUG
Stegodyphus dumicola is the source of this 1000-nucleotide messenger RNA. RefSeq names its product glutamate receptor 1-like. The record is from RefSeq and is a predicted model, not a curated record. Gene Ontology annotation, biological process: monoatomic ion transport. NCBI's taxonomy places the organism in Eukaryota, Metazoa, Arthropoda, Arachnida, Araneae, Eresidae. Gene Ontology annotation, cellular component: membrane. Gene Ontology annotation, molecular function: ligand-gated monoatomic ion channel activity; signaling receptor activity.